ACUAUCAGUGAAAAAUGUGUUGCCUAUGUCUUUACAAGUCAGGCAAUUCAUUAUAAUCAUAUUAUUUGUUAUUUUGUUCGUCUACCUUCUCGAAUUGUAUCUAUGGUUGAAUUAUUUCCAAUGUUUCAUUUAUACUUUAAUUAGAUACCCUGUGUAUAUGUACUUAAUCGUGUUGUUACUCGCGUAACCAUAGUAACGAUUCAAAAACACGUAAUGAUCAAGCUCAACAACUUUAAACCUAACGUGAAUUAUGUUUUAUUUUAAAAACUCAGUGUGCAAAAAAGAAUCAUGUCGGUACCGGUAUUUUCUUUUCAAAUCAAGUACGAUAUUUUGCCUGGUCUGGUAACUGUUGGUAAAUACGAUGGAUCUCAUUCAUGCCUUACGGCAGCGACAACUGGAGUAAAAGUAUUAAUACACAGUCCUCAUAAGUACAACAAUCCUGUAUCCUUCUUGAACGUCAAUGAAAGCGUUACCGCGAUAUGUGCGGGACGCCUGAACCCAGAUGAAGAUAAAGAUAUCCUAGUGAUCGGUAGUGCCUCCAGUAUCCUCGCUUAUCAUGUUGAUAACAACAGCGAAUUGUUUUACAAAGAGGUACCUGAUGGAGUAACAGCAAUCACGAUCGGCUGGUUAGAAAGCUUUCCAACGCCAGUGCUGAUCAUCGGAGGGAAUUGUUCGAUUCAAGGAUUCGAUUGGCAGGGACAUGAUGUUUAUUGGACCGUUACAGGAGACAAUGUGAGAUCAUUGGCUUUGGUCGAUAUUAACCAAGAUAGUUUGAACGAGUUGAUUGUAGGUUCGGAUGAUUAUGAAAUACGUGUCUUCAAAGAAGAAAACAUCGUUCACGAGAUGACUGAAACCGAAUCUAUCGUCGCUCUAGUUGGAUAUAAAGAGAAUAAAUUUGCUUACGCUUUGUCCAAUGGCACCGUUGGAAUGUAUGAGAAAAUAUACAGACUUUGGAGAGUGAAGUCCAAAAAUACAGUCCAAUGUUUGGGAAGUUACGAUCUCGAUGGUGACGGAAAUGAUGAACUGAUAACGGGAUGGUCAAACGGGAAAAUCGAUGCUAGAAAUAGUAAAACUGGUGAAAUAAUAUUCAAAGAUGUUUUUGCUCAUGGCGUUGCCGGUAUUGUAUCUGGAGAUUAUAGACGAGCUGGUAGAAAUCAGUUGAUUGUGGUGUCGCAAAGUGGCGAAGUGAAAGGUUACGAUGCUACCAGUCUUCAAAAAGAUUUAAAAAUCCAAACAGAUUUACUGAGAGAAUUAUUUUUGAGGAAACAAGCUCUUCUAGCGGAAUUGAAAAAUUAUAAUACUACUUCUCUUUCGACUCCAGGUAUUCCAGCAAAUACUCGACUUGUUACUGAAAUCAGCGCAUCGUCGGAAAAUGAUAAAUUUCCAAAAAGCCACGUCCUCUUAUCACUCUCAACAAACAACAUGACAGUUUUAAAGGCAGCUACGAUAUUCGCCGAAGGUAUAUUUGAAGGAGAAACUCUAGUCAUUCAUCCUCCGUCUCCUGAUAUAUCAUCGGUGCUUGAUGUAGCAUUGUAUCCUCCAAAAGAUACUCCACUGGAUAUUCAUAUCAGAGCUUUUGUUGGAAACGAUGCGAAUAGCGAACAAUACCACGUAUUCGAGUUAACCAGACAACUUCCAAGAUUUUCCAUGUAUUUACUUGUUCCUUAUUCUGGAAUAGAUGAUCCUACCAGUUAUGUUACUUUUCAAUUAGUUGAACGGAUCCAAAGAUUGGAUAUUUGGCUAAACCAUCAUUUUCUUCUCCCGAGUAUAAUUCCGGUGAAGAUUAUCGGCGAAAACGAAUGGAAAAUAGGUAUAAAGUCAUUACGAGAUGGUUCCGUUAUAAAUAUGAAAUACGUAUCCGGAAUAAUGACCCUGAUUACCGAAAAUAUUGGCCUAGCAGCUGACGUAAUUCAGUCACUGGCUAGUUAUUUGAAUAUCGAUAAAAUGGAGUCUUUCGCGCAAUUUCCAACUGUUUUCGAUGACGUUGAAAAAAUCCUAUCCGAGAUAACCAGUUUGCAGCAAAAUACAUCCAAGAUGUCAGCAAUGGUGGCCGAUAAUGCAGCAUUAAUACGCAGUUUAAUCGUACAAGGCGAAGAUGCGAGGAUUAUUAUGCAUUGGAAAGAUAUGAGGGAAUGUUAUUCGCAACUGUAUAAAGUUAACGAGGAGAUGUUACGUAAUCAUAGAUUAUAUUGCAGUAAUCACGAACAAUUGCUCGGUAUUUUGAGAAAAUUAAAUCUCAUUAUACAACAUGCAUCUAGAUUAAGAGUUAGCAAAAAUAAAAACGAACUCGUAUCACAAUGCCGUCGAGCAGCAGCUGAUCAAAAUUUAAACGUGUUAAUUAAACUGAUAAAAACUGGCCAAAAUUGAAAGGUAAUAAUAAAUGAUCGGGGUGUUUACAUACAAAUAUAAGAGAUAAUACUGCAUAUAUACCACCAACAUCAUAUUGGAACUCGGAAGAUAUUAAUUUAUAAAUAUUUUCAUCUCAUUAUCAUCGUAUCGUGAUUUACAUUCUGACGAAGAACAUUAAAAAUAUAUAUUUUUAAUAAACGUA
This is a messenger RNA of Planococcus citri (citrus mealybug), 2551 nucleotides long. RefSeq names its product Bardet-Biedl syndrome 2 protein homolog. Gene Ontology annotation, biological process: non-motile cilium assembly. Gene Ontology annotation, cellular component: ciliary basal body; BBSome; motile cilium. The record is from RefSeq and is a predicted model, not a curated record. Gene Ontology annotation, molecular function: protein binding. Bases 289 to 2367 code for a protein of 692 amino acids. Lineage: Eukaryota; Metazoa; Arthropoda; Insecta; Hemiptera; Pseudococcidae. The transcript has 14 exons.